GAACCUCUCCUCUCGUCUCUACAAUUUUAUCUUUCUACACAUGACUCCCAUUUCUGGUUAUGUGUGUAGUGAUCAGAGAUGGUUCAUAACUCUGGUGAACUCUACUAUCUUGGGAUGUCCAAAACAAAACUCUGAGUCCUUCUGGGCUGCUAAUUCUUCUUGUCUUCAGCGCUUGUUGGAGUACAAAAUUCCAAAACUCAUCCAGAUGAAGGCACCUGCUGAAUAUGAAUCUUUCAGGAACUUUAUCACCGGUACUUGGCCGCUUGUCUCGUCUGUCAAUAUUGGAUUUUAUGUGGAACAACAUAAGUGGGAGUAUACCAAAAGAGAUUGGCAAUAUCAAAACCAUGGAGCUCUUGCUCUUGAAUGGGAACCACUUUUGACAGGUUCCUUGCCUGAUGAUCUUGGCUCUCUGCCAAAACUUGACAGGAUUCAAAUUGACGAGAACAAAAUAUCCGGACCAAUACCCACAUCAUUUGCAAACUGUUUGUGAAUUUGGCCAUGAAAUGUUGCCAAGACGAGACAGAUUCAAGACCU
Messenger RNA from Rubroshorea leprosula, 534 nucleotides. The record is from the annotation of a GenBank genome assembly. Lineage: Eukaryota; Viridiplantae; Streptophyta; Magnoliopsida; Malvales; Dipterocarpaceae.